AUGGAAUCAUUCAGAAUCUCGCCCGAUGUUUAUACUCUCAAUGUUUUGAAUAACUGCUUCUGCAAUUUGAACCGGGUGGAUUUCGGGUUCUCUGUCUUGGCAACAAUUUUGAAACUUGGUUAUCACCCAAACUCUGUUACUCUAAACACUCUUGUCAAGGGGCUGUGUCUUCAAGGUAACAUUGCUGGAGCUGUGAGGUUGGUUGCAGAUAUAGAGAAGAACGGGUAUCAACCUAAUGAAAUUACUUGUGGGACGAUACUAAAUGGUCUGUGUAAGAUUGGUGAGAAUGAUAUGGCUGUUAGGUUGCUCAGGAAGGAUAGAUUGGUAACUGAGGCUUUGAACCUUUUGCCUGAAAUGAGGAGCAAAGGUAUUCAACCGAAUGUUGUCACUUACACGUGCUUAAUUCAAGGACUGUGCAAUUUCGGCCAAAGGAGGGAGGCUAAUACUUUGUUGAAUGAGAUGUCACAAAGGAAGGUCAUGCCAAAUUUGCAAACCUUUAGCAUAUUGGUGGACACACUUUGCAAGGAAGGGAUGUUGACCAAGGCAAACGAAGUUUUUACCGUGAUGAUUCAAAGAGGCAUUGAGCCUAACACAGUCACAUAUAGCUCUUUGAUUGAUGGUUAUUGUUUACAAAACAAAAUGGAUGAUGCUAUCAAAACAUUUAAUAUGAUGGUUGAGAGAGGUUGUUCACCUAAUGUGUCUAGCUAUAACAUAUUAAUCAAUGGAUAUUGCAAAAAUAAAAGAAUUGAUGAAGCAAGAAGUCUCUUUGAUGAAAUGUCCAGCAAGGGAGUGGCUCCCAACGUUGUGACUUACAACACUCUUAUAGGUGGGUUUUGUCAAGUGGAGAGACCCCAGGCUGCACUAGACCUAUUUCAAAAGAUGCAAGCAUGUGGCCAACUUCCAAAUCCCCAAGCCUAUGCUAUCUUGUUGGAUGGCCUUUGUAAGAACAAAAAAAUUGGGGAGGCGUUGGCAUUGUUUCAAGAGAUGGAAGACAAAGAGUUGGACCACAAUAUUGUGUUUUACAACAUCUUGAUUGACAGUAUGUGCAAUGCAAGGGAACUUGCAAACUGCAAGAGAAAUCUUUAAUUGUCUUCUUGCAAAAGGAUUGCAACCUGAUGUUAAGACUUACACUAUAAUGAUCAAAGGGUUUUGUAAAGAGGGGUUAAUUGAUAAAGUGAGUGAGCUGCUAGAGAAAAUGGAUGGGAACCAUUUCUCUCCUGAUGAUUGCACAUAUAACACAAUCAUCCAAGGGUUGCUACAACAAAAUGAGACAGCAAAGGCUUUGGAACUUGUUAAGAUAAUGGUUGACAAAGGUUUUUCAGCAAAUACAACCACUGCAUCCAUGGUAGUUGACUUGCUAUCUGCAAAUCCAAGAGAUAAAGCACUUCAAGAAUUACUUCAAUAACUUGUGUGAAGGCUUUUAAUUUUACAACAUCAAGAACAACUUUCAUCAUUUAUUGCUUUGCUAGACGAGCCAUAAAGAGUAUGUAUAUUUAUUGGAAGCUGUGAUUUACUUUUUAUGAAUUGGUGUUUCUUUUCAUGUCAUUGAAGGUUUUUUUUUUCUUCCUUUCCAAUUACCUUGUACACUUUGUUUUUGUUUUUAUCUUUUUAUAUCUUUUUAAAAACUUGACAGCUGAAAAGUUGUCACAAGGUAUUGUUUUUGUAAAUUAUAGAGUUUGGGACUCUUGUAUGCCUUUCGGCAUUUCAAAUUAAAAUUUUCUUUUGGAUGAAAUAAAAUUUAUGAAUUGUCUGUUUAA
Quercus robur (English oak) is the source of this 1757-nucleotide messenger RNA. Its product is annotated as pentatricopeptide repeat-containing protein At1g12775, mitochondrial-like. The coding region runs from base 1 to 1086 and encodes 361 amino acids. NCBI's taxonomy places the organism in Eukaryota, Viridiplantae, Streptophyta, Magnoliopsida, Fagales, Fagaceae. Gene Ontology annotation, molecular function: protein binding. The transcript is spliced from 3 exons. The record is from RefSeq and is a predicted model, not a curated record.